CGUGGGAGAACAUCUGAUCAUGGCAUUCGUAAAUGCCGAUCCCGGUUUUCCACACAACCCCUCCAGCCCUCCUCAGCUAAGACAAGAGCACAAUCUCAGACACUUACCUUGUCUCGAUAUUCGGGGUUAACCCGGCAUCUAUCGCAUCCGCCGUGCCAAACUACUAGAUCGCCAACCGGGGAUACGUAGGGAGCCAGCCGCUCCGAGCAAGUAGUGGUUGGGUCGAAAUUGCAAGUUUGAGCCGAGAGAAAUUUCCACGUGCGAACAAUAGGGAAAUAAAUAGUUUUCGAGUCUUCCUUCGCAGUCAUGGACUCCGUUCUGAACUAAAACCAAACGCAAACAAAGUCAAUACUCCCGUUCAAAUAUCAAUUACCAGAACAUGGACAUUACAGAAGCGAGGCUAGCCAGGCGACUGGCCACAAGAAACAAGCCGGGCAAAUCUUGGCCGAAGGACAAGAACUCCUUUUUCACAGGGUUCAUGGAACCUGUCCGUUUCGAAGGGAGCCUAGAAAACGCUAUAGUGGAGGGUGAGGUGCCGAAAGGGUUGUAUGGCGUUCUAUUCCGGGUUCAUCCUGACAACCAAUUCGCGCCUCGAUUCGAGGAUGAAGAAUGGUUCGCGGGAGACGGGUGUGCUUUUGCCUUGCGCUUCAAGGAUGGUAAUGUUGACUUCCAGAAAAAAUAUGUGCGAACUGAGAAAUUCAUCAAGGAGCGUGAAGCGAAACAGGCGCUCUAUGGUUACUACGGAAACCCGUGGAGUGCUCUGCCCGAGGUUGGUGUCCGUGACGAGAAGACCGAUCUGAGCACUGCAAAUACCAAUCUUGUUUUCCAUCCAUCUUCCGGAUUACUGCUUGCCUUGGAUGAGCUGAACCCGCCGUACGCAUUAAACCCCUUUACGCUCGAUACAAUUGGGACAUGGAACUUCCAAGGAACUUUGGAAGCCUUCACAAUGACGGCACAUCCAAAGUACGACCAUGAAACGGGCGAGUUGGUUUGUUUUUCCAAUGAGGCAGAGGGUCACUGUUCGGGAAAGCUCUACUAUUUCACAGUAGGCCCAAACGGAAGGAUUACCGAAAGUUUAUGGUUCGAAAACCCUUAUGGGAUGAAUCUCAUACAUGACUGCAUCGUCAGCAAGAAGUAUCUCAUCAUCAUUCUGAUCCCACAGAAAGUUGAUGUUGAUUGGAACAAAAAAUGCAACAAGCAUUACGCGUGGGAGCCAGAAGCGGACCUGGUAUUUGGAUUGAUUCCACGCCACUCUCCAGCGGCCAGUGAUGUGAAAUGGUUUCAUCUUGGUAAUAGUUUUGCUGGUCAUUCUGCAAAUGGAUAUGACCUCGGGGACGGGCGGGUUGUUAUGGACGUAACCAUCGCAGAUGAGAAUUGCAUGCCAUGGUAUCCUACCAAAGAUGGUGUGAUGCCUGACAUAAACGCGAUAGAGGUCAAACUCGCUCGUAUCUACUUCGACCCAAAACUGCCUGGAACCAAGCAUCGUGCCGAAGUGGAAAUCAUUCAGAGACAUUCUGGGGAAUUCCCAAGAAUAGACGACCGUUUCCAAACUCGUGAUUACACGACUAUUUUUGUCCCUGCAUUAGACGCAAAUCAACCUACUGACUUCGACGCCGUCCUCUCUGUGGCAGGCCCAGUUCCUUUUUUCAAUUGCAUGACGAUGCUCGACGUGAAAACGAGAGAACGGAAAGUGUGGUUUGCGGGGCCACAUCACGGUGUGCUUGAACCUGUGUUCAUUCCGAGGAGUAAAAAUGCCCCGGAGGCAGAUGGGUGGGUGAUAUUCCAACGAAAUUGCUACGACACCAUGACUACUGAUUUUGCGAUCCUGGAUACUCGCUGUUUCGAGAACGGCCCAGUAGCAAUUGUCAAACUACCGUUUCGGAUCCGUCCUGGGUUCCAUGGCAAUUGGGUGGAUGGAAAUUUACUGGAAUCUUUUAGGGAGAAGUAUGAGCCUUGAUUAAUGGUAAAGCUUGCGUCAAGUGGUAUUGGGUGAAACCGCGAAUGUAGAGCCAAUUGGACCUAUAAAUAUAGUAAAA
Messenger RNA from Fusarium redolens, 2036 nucleotides. RefSeq names its product carotenoid oxygenase. Gene Ontology annotation, molecular function: carotenoid dioxygenase activity. The record is from RefSeq and is a predicted model, not a curated record. The transcript is spliced from 3 exons. Lineage: Eukaryota; Fungi; Ascomycota; Sordariomycetes; Hypocreales; Nectriaceae. The coding region runs from base 380 to 1957 and encodes 525 amino acids. Gene Ontology annotation, biological process: carotene catabolic process.